Messenger RNA from Silurus meridionalis, 3485 nucleotides. RefSeq names its product poly (ADP-ribose) glycohydrolase a (gene parga). The transcript is spliced from 18 exons. Gene Ontology annotation, cellular component: cytoplasm; nucleus. The record is from RefSeq and is a predicted model, not a curated record. Bases 531 to 2894 code for a protein of 787 amino acids. Lineage: Eukaryota; Metazoa; Chordata; Actinopteri; Siluriformes; Siluridae. Gene Ontology annotation, molecular function: poly(ADP-ribose) glycohydrolase activity. Gene Ontology annotation, biological process: regulation of DNA repair; carbohydrate metabolic process; nucleotide-sugar metabolic process.
UGAUUGGUUUCUCGUGUCUGCCGUAAACGAAUGUUUUAAGACUGAAAGUAAAACAAGUCGCUAUAACGGACCUUUCGGAUUGUUCUCAAUGCAGUCCGGGAAACAAGAGGGAAAAUAAUUCGAGUGUAGUUGGUGUUUCAGUCAUUGUACUUAAACAGGGCGAAAAUUAAACUGCGACCCAAAUAAUCGAGAUUUCUGCGUGAAUUAGCAGUGUAGCUAAUUAGCUGCUUAGCUUAUAUGCAAAAACCUGGCAGCUCUCGCUAUAACAGUGUAGGAAACCUCUAAGGGCUGAAUAGGUUUUCUGUUUAAACGCUAAGCAUUGCUCUCAGUGUAUUUGGUACAAGAUUAUAUCUUCAGUUUCGAAGGAAAACGUGGUGCUAAAGAGCUAUAUAGCAUGCUAACUUAGCUGAUUUGCUGGUCAUUCGAGUUGUGCAAUAGCAGAUACUAGCAGUUCCAUUAGCAACAGUUUGGUGAGCUUCUGCAGAAAAUCGCUACUACUGAAAGACAAAAUACAGCUUGGACAUGAAAGAAUGAGCGUCUUACAGAAUGAGAAAAGGUUAAAACUGGAAGUUGACUCUCACUCAGAGGAAGCCACUGAAACACACCGAGGUAGUUCAUCCACCAAUGUGCUAGCACCAACCAUGGAUGAAACCCAGAUGGAAGUAAACAGCAAUAUCAGUAGUGAUGUGACCGUUGAAGACAUGAGAACAGACCAUCAUAAAUCGAUUGAGUGCAAUGAGAAAGAUGCUUUCCAGCCGAAAGAAACCAUGCAUUUUGAUGCGUCUCAAAGGGAUGACCAAAAGUUAGAAGAAACUCCCAUAAAUACUAACUCUAACACAGAGACUGCACUUGGACAGAGUUCUACUAAUAUCAGUGUUCAGGAUAAAGCGGUCACUGAAACGAAGCCCAAAACAGAAGAGAAGGCUCUUGUAUCUAACGCAACGGAAGCCAAUCCUAGGAAGGUAGCAAGCAUAUCUACAGAAAAUGCAACGAUGGUUCUUAGUUUAUCUCACAAUACAAGUGUUGAUGUGGAGAUGCUGAGCCCAGAAAGUCCACCGUGCAAUUCCUUGCUGUGUUACAGCUUGGGGGAAAGGCACGUUCCCAACACUGAGUCUCAGGCGCUCUGUGCUCAAUCCUCAUUUCCUGUAGAACCUACUAACAUCAUUGACACUAAACCUGAACCUGGAACUAUCACUAAGCGUGAUGUGGCAGUCAUGGAAACAGAUAAUUCCAACACGCCCGUCUCUGGUGGAAGUUCGUCACUGUCAUCCGAAGGCUCCAGUAGCAGCCAUUCACAAAAAAGUGAUCUAUUUCUGAGGAAGUGGUUGGGAACACCAAUAGACGAGCUGAGGAGGAUGCCAAUGUGUGCUCAGGCCUUACCCCCGCUCCGGGCAACAGACAGUCACAAAGUGCUCAUCAGGACUGACCUGCUCAAAGAAGGUGAGGUCCCUGUUCCGUACCCAAGCAAGUUUCGAGAUGCCUGGGAUGAUAUGACGGUCAAGAUGCCCUGCUCAGAGAAGAACCUUUUUCCUUUGGAGAAUGAGGAUGGGGUGCAGAGUCGGUGGGAGCUCAUUAUUUCUGCCCUGGAAACCGAAUGCAAAAGUUCAUUGGAUAUUCGGGAAGCAAUAUUGACCUACAAUGCAGCACACGCAAAGCGAUGGGACUUCACAGCUCUGAAUGUUCUUUGCACUGAUGGCUUGGAGCACACAGAGGCACAGUAUCUGUUUGACGUUAUGCUUCCAAAGAUGACAAAAUUAGCCCUGAACGCUCCACGGAUUUGUACUCAGCCAAUCCCCCUGCUUAAGCAGAACAUGAAUCAGUCCCUGACUCUGUCCCAGGAACAAAUUGCCUGCUUGCUGGCCAACGCCUUUUUCUGUACAUUCCCCAGGCGCAACUCACGCAAGUCUGAGUACAACAACUACCCUGAGAUUAAUUUCUACAGAUUGUUUGAAGGAUCCUCUCACAAGAAGAUUGAAAAACUCAAAACUAUUCUGUGCUAUUUCAGAAGAGUCACCACUGAAAGACCCACAGGUCUCGUGACAUUUACAAGACAAGGCCUGAACAGUUUUCCUAAAUGGGAAAGCUUGCUUACCAGGCUCACACGACUUCAUAUCUCUUGUGAGGGGACGAUUGAGGAUCAGGGAUACGGCAUGCUGCAGGUGGACUUUGCUAACAGGAUGGUAGGUGGAGGGGUAACAGGUCAUGGGUUGGUCCAAGAGGAGAUUCGCUUUCUCAUCAACCCAGAGCUAAUUGUCUCACGUCUCUUUACUGAGGCUUUAGAAUACAACGAGUGCCUUAUUAUUACAGGCACAGAGCAGUACAGUAAGUAUUCUGGCUAUGCAGAGAGCUACAAAUGGAAGGCUAAUCACAAAGAUGAGACACCAAGGGAUGAGUGGCAGAGAAGGUGUACAGAGAUUGUAGCAGUGGAUGCGCUGAAGUACAGAAACUACAUGGAGCAGUUCUACCCUGAGAAAUUCACAAGGGAACUCAACAAGGCGUACUGUGGGUUUGUGCGGCACAGCGUUAAACCCCAGAACCUCUCAGCCAUUGCCACAGGAAACUGGGGAUGUGGUGCAUUCGGAGGAGACACACGACUCAAAGCCUUGCUGCAGUUAAUGGCGGCGGCAGAGGCCGGCAGAGAUGUGGCCUAUUUCACAUUCGGGGACUCUGGUCUCAUGAGGGACGUUCAUGAUCUGCACAAGUUUCUAACAGAUAAACAUGUCACAGUGGGGAAACUAUAUGGUCUCCUGAAGCAAUAUUUUCAUGUGGUGGUGAAGAACAGUCAGAGUCAGAGGCCUGAUGUCAGUCUUUAUGGCUUCAUCGUUGAUCAGAUCAACUCAGAUCCUCCUCCUGAGCCCACUGCAGCCUCCUCUCCUCCUCACGAUGGACAUUAAUGCUGGCCUGUCAUGAGCUGACAUGCAUCCUUAGUGCUUCCUUCUUCUUUAGGAAAAGAUCUUUUUAGGUGAUUUUCGGAGAUGUGAUGGACGUCUGUAUACAUUUACUGAGCUCAGAAAAUGCAUCAAGACAUAAUACACUAAAUAUGUGACUUGAGAGUAAGGCAACGUGCCUGGUUACUUGCAUUUCCCCAUUUAUCUGAGAGACAUUUGUAGGCAGAGUUACUGCAUGGUGUCCACUUUAAAAUUAGGUGACAGGCAUAUUAAUCUUUUGCGGAUGACUAUUAGUAAAGCUCUUACACGGAUACAAUACUGUGUACUAGAACCAUAUAGAAGUAUGCAUGAAAGAUUUAAAAAAUCCAAAAGAAUAUUCACUACGACACUUGAUCAUGAAAAAAAGUAUGCAGUAAGAGUCAUCACUUUUCCCAUGUUGGGUUCAGAAAAGUAUUGUUAUAAUUGAGUUUUCAAAAUUCUGUAACUGUUAAGCGAAAUAAUUUGUACCUUCAAUCUAUAGGCAGUGUUGCUAUAUUGAAUUGAUCAUCUUGGCAUGUACUUUUUAACAAUUUAUUAAGAUUUCUAUGUUCAAGUUUA